AUCUUGUUCAUCGAUCAUUGCCUCGUUAAGUGCUUCCACCUACGGUCUUACAUUGACACCAGUCAGCAACAGCCUUGAUCAAAAUGAGCGACCUCGAAGACCCAGAGCUGCAGCCGCUGAUUCCACCUACGCCACAAUACUUGUCAUCCGCAGAAAGUUCAAAUACCAAGCAGCUUAUACCCGGGACACAUGAGCCGGAUGAAGAAAACUUUGGGACUAGGGAUGCGCAUCCAUCACGCUCAGUUGAGGACGAUGUUCUCCCAGAGACAUCGACACUCGGUCGCACGUUGACAUGGCAGAGCGCCUACAUUCUCGUUAUCUCAAGAGUGAUUGGCAGCGGGAUCUUUGCUACUCCAGGCGCAAUCCUUCGCUCAGUUGGUAGCCCCGGCCUGUCACUCUCACUUUGGAUUGUCGGCGCAAUAAUUGCUGCAUGUGGCUUGAUGAUUUCCCUAGAGUUUGGUUCGAUGCUACCACGGUCCGGGGGAGACAAAGUAUACCUGGAAUUCACAUAUCGUCGACCCCGUUUCCUAGCAUCGACCCUCAUCGCCAUUCAGGCCGUUCUUCUGGGGUUUACAGCGAGUAACUGCAUCGUUUUCAGCGAAUAUCUUUUGUUUGCACUGGGCGGCGAGAAUCCCAGCGAUCUCCUUCGAAAAGGAAUUGCGGUUGCACUGCUCACACUCGUCACCAUGAUUCACGGUUGUUUCCCACGUUUCGGCAUCAAGCUGCAAAACUUUUUAGGUUGGAUCAAAGUCGCCCUCAUUAUCUUCAUGAUAUUCUCAGGUCUCUAUGUCGUUUUAUUCAGACCAACACCAGAAUCCGCUCAAAAAACAACUGGAGUCUUCGGAUGGGGAGACUUGUGGGAAGACACCAACUGGAAUUGGGGUGUAAUUGCUACAUCCCUAUUCAAGGUUUUCUAUUCAUACUCAGGGCUCGACAACGCCAAUUACGUGCUGAAUGAGGUCAAAGACCCAGUUCGAACAUUGCGAUCUGUGACAAUGGCGGCGUUGACUACGGCAUGUGGACUUUAUGCCCUUAUCAAUGUGGCAUACUUUCUCGUCGUUCCCAUCGACGAGAUAAAGCAGAGUGGCGAGCUGAUAGCGGCUCUCUUCUUUGAACGAAUAUUUGGUGCGGGCGUUGGCAAAACAAUCCUUCCCCUGGCAGUUGCUCUGAGUGCAGGGGCAAAUGUUCUCGUCGUCGCCUUCUCAGCGGCGCGUACAAAACAAGAAAUUGCCAGACAAGGCUUUCUCCCGUUUUCCGACAUUUUAUCAUCGACACAGCCAUUCAACUCACCUCUAGGUGGAUUGGUUGUCCACUACAUUCCAUCAUUUCUGGUUAUCACGCUGCCACCUUCCAGGGACGUCUACUCAUUCAUCCUGGAGGUUGAAGGCUACCCCGGGCAAAUCUUAGCAUUGGCCAUUGGAGUCGGACUUCUAUGGCUACGCUUUAAACGACCCGAUAUCAAGCGUCCAUUUAAAGCAUGGGUCCCGGCAGUAGUCUUGCGAAUCGGCCUAAGCAUGGCUCUACUUGCAGCACCUUUUUUCCCGCCGGAUACAAAGCCGCCAAACGGGUUAUUUUACGCCACGUAUGCAAUAAUCGGCGUGAGCAUGUGAGUUGAACCAUCCAACCCGACAGUAGAGCUUUUAAAGCUAACACUGCUAUCUAAUAGCAUUACAGCUGGAGUGAUAUAUUGGUACAUUUGGACUGUCCUCUUGCCCCGGUGGGGAGGUUAUCAGAUUGAGGAAAAAGAAGAGACUCUUAGUGAUGGGACAACUAUUACAAAACUUGUUCAUACAGAGAUUUAAAAGUAGGACAGAGGCUACUUCUCCGUACCGUGGAAGCCUUUGGUCCCUUC
Colletotrichum phormii is the source of this 1852-nucleotide messenger RNA. RefSeq names its product methionine permease. Gene Ontology annotation, molecular function: L-amino acid transmembrane transporter activity. Gene Ontology annotation, biological process: amino acid transmembrane transport. The coding region runs from base 84 to 1610 and encodes 508 amino acids. Gene Ontology annotation, cellular component: membrane. NCBI's taxonomy places the organism in Eukaryota, Fungi, Ascomycota, Sordariomycetes, Glomerellales, Glomerellaceae. The transcript has 2 exons. The record is from RefSeq and is a predicted model, not a curated record.